UCUUCCAAAUAAUCACUCCACCCACUCGUAUUCUCUUCGAACAAUUAUUUCGUUUAAUUGUCAAUUUUUGAUCGCCGUCUCUUUUGGCGCUGUAAAUUUUUCGUCCUGGCUGCUAACUGUGAUUACAUCUUUCUAAAGUUUAGGUGUACUAGAAUACUGACCGAUUGGCGGAGGAAAUCAAUCAAACGAUUAAUAAUCAGGAGGAGCAUCGAAAAGUUUUUCUUAGAUUAUGGUGAAUAUCUCCCUUUUUUCAACAUGACUGGCGAUGUUCUAUUCUCAAACAUGCUUUUUCGAUAUAGAGAUCUUCCGCUGGGCGUGAAGAUGCCGGACUCGCCAGACAGCCUAAUCAAGAACCAGAUUACUUCAAAUCCUUCUAACGGUAUACCAGGUGUAAACGGAACUCAUUCCCCUCAUCCUCCUGGAAGCACACCUUCUCCUCCUGUUACAUCCCUACCUUCAUCGAAUACCGUCCCUCAUCACUUAGAAAUGGCGGCUGGCAAUGGUACCUUGAGAGGCAAACACGUGCUCAAGGUAAAGAGAUUCCUGGCCACCUUGCAACAGUUUGCUUCGGACAUGUCCGCAGACAUCGGUGAACGAGUCCACAGUCUCAUCAUUGGAUUAGUGAGUUCAUCAGUCUCUAUCGAAGAUUUUCAUCACAAGAUACAAGAAAUUACCAAUUACCCGUUAAGACCAUUUGCAAUUCCUUUCCUAAAAUCCCAUCUUCCACUUUUGCAAACGGAACUGAUCCACUUCUCAAGAAUGGCCAAGCAGAGUCCUCAACAGUACCUGAGGCAGCACGAACAUGUCAUCCUCGACACUUCAUCGCAUCCAGGAUCAGAACCUUUUGAAAUUUUCCAAGAACUCAAAGAGAAUGGGAAAAGGAGAUCUCCCUCGAGCAGGAAUGGCAAAAUAGAUCUUGACUACACAGAAACCAAUGGUGACGGCCCACCACCAUCGAAACGUCACCAUCCAAUACCAAGUCCGACACUGAACUCUCGGACGAGUCCAGUUGCUCCAACAGGGCUGGGUCUGCCCCCGAGCUUGAACAUCAGACUCCCUGAAGACACCCUUCCUUGUUACAGAGACAGAGAUGUGCGCGUGGACAGAUACGAGAGAUUCGAGCGUGAGUUCUACAGGCCAUUUUACGGUAAUUUACCCAGGGAUUACCCGGAAGACAGAGAAAUGGACGAAGAAUGGAGGAAUAUUCACACGAUGCUGAAUUGUAUCUUGGGGAUGGUGGAAAAGACAAAACGAGCCCUUUGUAUCCUUCAGCAUCGGAGUUAUUCGGAGAGAGCCGAACUAAGUGGUUGGAUUCGGCAUCCAGAGGUGGAACCCAAGAAGUCUCGUCCUUCAGACAUUGUAUCCCACUUUAAAAUAGCCGAGGACCGAGUAUCGGAAGUGCGGCGGAGAGCAGAAGAAGCUGUUAAUGAGGUGAAGCGGCAAGCAGUGGCUGAAUUACAGAAAGCGGUUUCGGCGGCUGAAUGUAAAGCCAGCGAACUGGUAGCUGCAGAAAGGAUCAAAAUGGAAAGGCUGCUGGCAGAGGCGAGGCGGCAGGCUGCAGAAGACGCACUUGCAGUUGCAACACAUCAGGAGGAAUCCACAGAGAUGUUGUCCUCUUCUAAUAUCAGAACUGUUGGAACUGUGGAAGGAAAGCGAGCGAGACCUGCAGUGGCUGCAACGUGGCCAGGUACUGUGGUUCCUUCUGCCAGCACAAGGACUGGGAUUCUCACCACCGGAUAUGCGGUCAAACAUCCGGCAACCACCCAUCCACCUCAUCCUCCGGUACUCCACCAAGGACAACAACAGAUCACCACAGUCCGAGUCCCUCCCGGACCUCAUCAAUGAUCGAUGUCAAGCCAAUCAAGAUAGACAAUAUCUAACCCCCACGACAUCCUAUAUGCUUCAACAGAUUGUAACAAAAAGGAUUUCGAACUAUGUGCGGUUUCUUGCAGACGCAUCCGUAAUCGCCAUUGAUCAAGACUGAUUUCUGAGCAAUAACAAUAGCUUUAUGAUAACAAAAUUUAACCAGCAAGUUAGCAAGUAAGCUUCUAGUUAACAACAAGUUUUGUUAACAACAAAAGUUAAUAAGCAAGGUGUAUUUAUAAUGUAUGUGUUUCGAAAAGUAUACAGCUGUUUCGAUCUAUUACUUUUUUGUGUUUCAACAAAGCGAGGAACAGUCCUUUAAAUUGCGCAAGGUUAUUCUUCUAAGAACUUUCGCAACCCAUAACUAAAUUGAGAGAAUAUAGGAAAAAUAUACUCAUUUAGUAGAUUUCAAUGAAUAUUCAGGAUAAUUCUUAGCUAAAAUAAUUAAAAUUGCAAGAUAAAAAAAUUGCCCACACCGGCUUCAGAUUCGGUUCGUAAAAUUAAAUCGUUUACAGACGCAAUUUUCAGUUUUUUUUUUUUUUUUUUUUUUUUUUUUUCCCAAACAUGGAGAUUAAAUUAUGAUAGAAAUAUAUAAAGCGUGAGAUUGUGCAACAGAGAAAACAAAUUAGGCUAAAAUUUACCGAUUUAGGUUAGUUAUUAAAGAACUCUUAUUCUCGAGGAUUCUUAUAACUUUGAAAAUUAGAAGGAAGAAAAGGAAAUAAAUAAUAAGAAAAAAUUUUUAAUUCACUUAAAAUUUUAGCUUAAAAAAUAAGUUUACAAAAGCAUUAAUAAAAUUUCUUGAUAACGCGUAAUAUGUCUAAACCUAACUUAAAUAUGUUAAUGAUAAUUAUAACUCUCUAUAAAUAAAUCACUUGGAAACUGAAGAUCACGUUUCAGGGACAGAAUAAUUAGGAUCUGGCUAGCAGCGAAUUAAAAUAAAAUGAACCCUAGCUAAUAUUCUCUGUUUAAGCAAUCUUGUAAAAUAAACGUGAAAUUUUAUUACUCGUUCCAAUUACAGCUCACGGUUUUCAAAUCUUCAUUUAAAUACGGGAGAUUGCCGGAAAAACAUUAUUUUCUUAAACUUCAUCCUCAGUACGUUCGCUGCAAUCCCCCAUGAAACAUCUAUGUCUGAUUGCAUAGAUUCUGAUGCACUAUCUCUCUUAUUUCAUUGCUGGAAAUUUUUUUUUCCCAGUAAGUCUUCAUUCAUAAUCCUGGUAAAGCAAUAUAAAGGUGUUCCACAACUUAAGUAGUUACAUUGGUGCUAACAUUAACUUUAGGAGCAAGAUUAAGAUUAUAAAUGCCUGCAGGUAAUUGCCAAACCGCAAUUACCUGUAAGUUUGUCGGCUUCGCUCUUCAGUUGUUUCAAAAACAUCAGCGUACGCUCCAUGAUAGUAUCCAUAUCCGACACCUAGCGUCGUUUAUUGGCAGAUCCUUCUAAGUCCUGGAUGUGCGAAUGCAUAAUGCCCUUAAAAUUAACAAAAUUCAAUGCAGAAUUAGCGGCCACUCCAACGCAGCUUUGAUUAUCCACAGUAUCAUCCGCAGAGACGCUUCCAUCUAUGCGAUUUUCAGUAUCGUCAUUUGGCUGAACAACUUCGAAAUUCUCACUCAUGGACGAGCGACCUUAUACGCGUAUAUGGAUAUUUACAGCAUUUUCCAUCUACCGCUUCAAAGUAGGCUGUUCAUUAACAUAAUAUGUUCUUGCAUGUACAUGCAUUGAUACCUCAAACUGCAAACUUACUUUGCAACUGCUUGCUUAUGCUAUGCUACAUCACAGUAUUAAGGUUAUAUUCUGCCUGUCUCUCGUGUUGUGUAAACUCCAAGUAUUGAAACUGGCAAAUGAAUCUUUUCGUGAAAUUGUUGUAGAAGCAGUGAGCUACAAAAGACAUAUUUAGCGCGAAUUUGUUAUGCAAAAAAUAAAUGCAUCUCGUUUAAAAUUAUGUCUUGGGAUAUUGACUUUUAAAACUUCGUCAAGAAACCGCAAAGGGAAAUUUUCUAUAACUAAUGACAUUGUUUUGUUUUAGAAGAAAUACACGUGUAUGUCAUUUUUUUAUAUAUGUUGUAAUUAGUUCCUAAACUCGAGGUACAAACAACAUUUGGUACCUUGGUCAAAAGGAUUUCGUGUGUAUAUUCAAAACAAGUUUGGACUUAGAGUUUUCAGUGUGAGAUUACCAAAGAACUGUUGUAAAUAUUAUAAUGUGUAAAUAAUUGUGUGUUGUUUUUCAUAUUCAUUUUUUUCUCCUGUGUUCAAGCAUUUGACUAUUGUAAAUGUUGUUGGGAAAAAAACGAAUAUUUGGAGAAUACUGUUUGAAUAAGCCACAGACAUAUAAAUUGCAUUACUACUUUAGUUAAAACUUAAUAAUUAUUGAAAUGAUUUUUUAAAAUGUUAAAAGUAUGUUCUUAAAAUGAAAUGAAUAAAUCACAGUGAUGCUAAAUUGAUAAUAAAUGAUGCUACGUGCUAAAUUUUCCAAUGGACAAAAUCUCAGUUGCUGUGUUACGGAAGUUGACUAUGUGUUUUUUUAUUAUUCUUUUAAAAAGUAAAAGUCAUCUAUGUUAGAAAAUACACAUUUUCACUUGAUACUAAUUAAAAUACCUUAUUACUUCGAGUUUAAACUAUCCUCAAAUUUAAGUCGCAGUUUUAUUUUAAAGCUGUAAAAUCAUAAAAAAAAAUUUUAAAUAAAAAUUACUUUGAUAGGUAUUGAAAAGUAAGCAUUUUUAUUUUCUUAAAUGUAAGCUACUUAAUUUUAUCAGAAAUAAAUAUUAAAUUAAUCGCUUUAAAUUUCAGUCGCCUUCUUAGUGUAAUAAAAUUCUAAGUAAAAUAUGUGACUUCAGUUCAAAGUAAUACUAUAUGAAAAUUACAAACUAUACUAUUUUGCAUAAUUAUAUAUUCUUAUUUUGGUAAUAUUUUUACUAAUUUUCUGUGAUUUAUAAUUAGUAAAAUUAAAUUAUAAAGGUUUAUUCGUAAUUUUUUAAAUAGUCGGUGUAAAAUAAAAUUUUUAAAUUUGAUACAUUUGUAGUUAACAAAUAGUUAACAAGCAGUAAAUACAGCCUCUGCAGUCGUUUGUAAUAAAUUAUAAGAAAAAAAGUUGUUGAGGUUAAAAUCAAAUCCGCUCUUUAUAAUUCUAAAUGAUAAUAAAUUCUAAGCAAAUGGAAUAAAUGGUAAAUAACUAAACGAAACGAAAGCUUAGCAGAAGUGCUGUAUAACACCAAAAUUUUAACCAUUAAAAUAAACGGGCAAUUUUUAAUGAAGUAACAUAUUCCAGGCACAGUUUUGUUGGGCAAGACAGAAUAUACGUAGUUAUUCCCAUAGAGUUAUAUACCCAUAGAGUAACAUUACAUAAUUUUUAUUGCAAAAUAAAUUAAUAGACAAUUAAUAUAUUGCAUAAUCAGAAAAAUUACAAAGCAUAUGGAGCAGAUUUAACUAGUCAAGGAUCUGUUGCCAUCAUUUAAAUGUAAUAAAUUUUAAAAAAAUGCUGUAUGUCUGUGGUAUUGUUCGAAGCCCUCUUUAUUGUGGAGCUGUGAUCUGGCAUGUAAGUAAAAUUAAAUACGAGUUUUAAUUGCAGACUGAAACUGUUGUUUCUUUUACAGUUUAAGAUUCAUGUACGUUAAAUAUAAAUAUUGCAUUUUUUUCAUUCUUUUCUAAGUUCGAAGAGAAAAUUUGAGUGUUAUUUAUAUUUUUUUACAGCACCAUCUUGAAUGAAAAUUUAACAAAUCAUACCUGAAAUAACUAAAUUGAAUUUUAUGAAGUAUUUUCACUCUUUGUUAAUUAUUAAGCUGUUCAUUUAUUAAUUAUUGUUAAUCUUAUGUAUUGUUUUUAAGAAUGGAAAGAUGCAGCGUUUUAAUUUCGGGGAAACUAUAACAUCCUUUAAACUGCAGGCAUUUCGUAUGACAGGUUGUGGAUAUUGUUCAUUUUUCUCAAAUCCAAUUAAAUGCAGACGUUCUUAAAUCAAGCUAUUCCAAAUUUUUAAAUUAAAAGUAUCUGCCUGUAUUUUAGCCUAGAAUUAUUUCUGCACAAAACGCCAACCGUUUAAUUGCUUUAUAACCUUAUUUUGGCAUUUCGGGCAAAGUUUUGCAAAACAGCUUAGUAGUUAUAUUCUUGCUACGAUGGAACACCACCACAAAUGUUGACUGGCUGUUGAAAAGAACUUUUGUUUGCUUACGUCCACAGAUAAUUACUUAGUUCAUAUUUUUUCAAAACAGUAGUUUUAUUAAAAAAUACUAAUUUAUCAAAAUUAUAAUUGUCUUUCUGUCUUCAAGUUAGGUACAAAAUGCUCAGAUUUUGGCCGGUUUAGCAGUUUAGAAAUACUAAGCACAAAGAAUUUUAUAUAAGAUGAUCUUCUUGGUUCUAUAUUUUCUAUAUUUCCUUCUUCUUGGUUCUAUAUAUUCUAUAUUUUCACUCAGUUCACGGCUAUACAUGUGUAUAUAUUCCAGAAUUCGGUAAAAUUUUCAGGUGGAUAUUUGGAUUCUUUUCUUACUUUAAAAUUACGAAUUUCAUAUCAGUUUAUUACGCAUCUGGAGUUUAAUCAUGCAGAUGAAGAAUUUUUAAAGUUUUGCCGUGACAAGUGUUUAUUUUUAAUUUCAACUUUUACAUUUUUUUUUUUUUUUUUUUUUUUUUUUUUUUUUUUUUUUUUGUGGACGAUUUGAAAUUGUAUCUUGCAGAUUAAUUCGUUCAAAAUAUAUUUCUUUUGAAAAUUUAUUAUGAUUUAAGGCUAAAUAUCAUGAAAUAUGAACACCACAGAAUAUAUGAUAUACUCAUAAAAUAUGAUCCGUACAGAAAUAUUUUUAAGUAUCCAUCAAUCUAAAAUUAAAUUUAAAACUAUGUCUCAAAAUAUGGUUGAAUAGUGAUUUUUCUUUUAAGUAACAUUUAAUUAAAAUUACAUUUUAUUCCCGAAGUCGCAACCUUAGUGGCCAGUGCAUAAGCACGGAGCAGAAAAGUAUGAAUGCAUGAAAACUACUCCUAAGAAUAAAGAUUACAACCAUAAUAUUACAAAAGAGCAUAUUAGGCUGUAAAUAAUAUUUAGGCUUUCACACCUAAGUAAUAAUAUUAUUAAGUUUUAUAUUUUUAAGCUAACACCUUUAGGCCCGUAACUGCAUUCCUUCUGCGAAAAAAUUAAAGUGUAGUUCGAAGAGUCAGGAUACCAGAAGCGAUGUCUAAUGUCUGAUGACAUAAAAGGGACUUUGUAAUAAAAAGCAAUUAUAGGCAUAAUUGCUUUUUAAGCCUAAUUUAUAAGGUCUCUUGCUUUGGAGCAAAUAUUAAAAGCAAGUCUUUCCAGUAAAACAGAGAGUGAAAGAUAAAAUGGCACAUAAGCUAUGUGGUACUUGAGCAAGAAAAGGCUUAUUCAAAAUACCAGUCCGACGCAUUUUCCAGUCUUCAUUCACAGCAAAGAUGAGUAUUUUUAGUGACAUUAAGUAAUUCUGUGCAUAUGCCCAUUAUUAUUGUUUUUAUUAAUUGGAUGUCAAAUAAAAAUGCUGCUUCUGUCCAAGUUUUUAUUUUAGUAGAGCUGAAUUUUUAUUCUUCAUUUAAAUGUUGUAUUACUUGAAUGUUGAAUUAAAGUGCUCAGUGUCCCCCUCCAAAAGUCAGUGGAAUAGUCAGUAAAUAGUAGUUUAUUGCAUACAUUUUUUUUUUUCAUUUUUUAAAAAUUAAAUGUUUCAUCCUGAACGUAAAAAACAAUAAACUUUAUGCAAUAUCGAGGGGGAAAAACAAAUGUGAUUUCCUUUGUAAUCUAGUCAAUGUAUUAAGUGUAUACGAUGUUUUAGAAAUAUAUCUUGUACACUCAAAAAGAUUGCAUAAAAGUAAUAAAAUAAAUGAUCUAAAUGUU
Stegodyphus dumicola is the source of this 7679-nucleotide messenger RNA. RefSeq names its product transcriptional corepressor CBFA2T3-like. Gene Ontology annotation, biological process: negative regulation of DNA-templated transcription; DNA-templated transcription. NCBI's taxonomy places the organism in Eukaryota, Metazoa, Arthropoda, Arachnida, Araneae, Eresidae. The record is from RefSeq and is a predicted model, not a curated record. Gene Ontology annotation, molecular function: transcription corepressor activity. Gene Ontology annotation, cellular component: nucleus.